This is a messenger RNA of Pistacia vera, 603 nucleotides long. RefSeq names its product polygalacturonase-like. Gene Ontology annotation, molecular function: polygalacturonase activity. Gene Ontology annotation, biological process: carbohydrate metabolic process. NCBI's taxonomy places the organism in Eukaryota, Viridiplantae, Streptophyta, Magnoliopsida, Sapindales, Anacardiaceae. The transcript is spliced from 5 exons. The record is from RefSeq and is a predicted model, not a curated record. Bases 1 to 603 code for a protein of 200 amino acids.
AUGGAUGGUCAGAGCUUGGGAAGGUUCUGCGACUGUUCAGGUGCACCCACAUCGCAUAAUGGUGUAAGCAGCAUGCCCCUGUCAGUGCAGUGGGAUUUAUUGGGAAGAAUAUAUAUUUUGAGCCUGAUCUCAGUAGUGUCAAUAUUUUUCAUGAAUGUGUAUGCUGAGAAUACAUUUAACGUUUUAGAUUAUGGAGCAAAUGGUGAUGGAAACUCAAAUGAUUCCUUGGCAUUUGAGAAAGCUUGGGACGAAACCUGCAAUGCAAUGGAAGGCACACCAACCAUGAUUAUUCCAAAGGGAAAGACAUUUCUGGUGUAUCCCAUGACCUUCACUGGCCCUUGCAAAUCCAGUAACAUCAACAUCCGAUUGUCAGGAAUAGUGAAGGCUCCAGAUGAUCUUCAUUCAUGGCAAGCAUCUAAGAGGGGAAAAUGGCUGGUUUUUAAUGGCGUUUCAGGGCUAAAUAUCAGUGGCUUUGGCCUCAUUGAUGGAAGUGGAAAGAGGAGGUCAGAUAAUUCAUGCAAACUUAAACCCAUAGAGGCAGUGGGUUUUAGACAUUGUAGUGAUGUGCAUAUGACCGGAAUUUAUGUUGUGUGGAGUCCUUAA